Molecule: messenger RNA, 681 nt
Organism: Suillus subaureus
Lineage: Eukaryota; Fungi; Basidiomycota; Agaricomycetes; Boletales; Suillaceae
Product: RTA1 like protein-domain-containing protein
Exons: 8
Cellular component (GO): fungal-type vacuole; plasma membrane
Source: RefSeq, a predicted model, not a curated record
UAUCACUAUGUCCCCAUGGAGUGGAUCUGUGUCCUUUUCGUGGUGUUGUACAGUAUAUCAGCUGCCCUCCACUUGGGCCAGGUGCUGAAGUAUAAACUGUGGUGGAUGAUUCCCAUGGUGACCUUCAUGGGUCUAUUGGAAAUAUUAGGAUGGAGUGCCAGGUUAUGGUCAAGUCGGAACCCCAGGCUUUUGACACCUUAUGAGAUGCAGAUCAUUGGCACUAUCAUAGCACCUACCCCACUAGUUGCAGCCAACUUUAUCAUCCUUGGCAAGGUUAUCACUCAAAUUGGAUCCCAGUACAGCCAUCUAACCCCAAAGAUAUACACCAUCAUUUUCUCUGUUUUGUUAGAUGUCGUUUGCUUGAUCAUACAAGCUGUGGGAGGCACAUUCACUGCACAUGCUGCCAGCAUGAAGACAAACACUAUGAUGGGCACAAACAUCAUGCUAGGAGGAAUUGCUGCUCAGCUAUUUGCAAUAGUGAUCUAUGUCGCUUUAGUGGCUGAGACUCUCUUGCAUCUGAGAUAUAACAUGCCCUUCCAUUACGUUGACCAGCCUCACAUAUUGGAGAAAGGCCAACCUGCUGUGAGUAAGAAAUUGCAACUUAUGCUUUUUGGAAUGGCAUUCAAUUCUGGACACAGAUUGAGAGCUGCUGUGGGCCAUCUCAUCACUGCACGAAUGUAA